Laccaria bicolor S238N-H82 is the source of this 897-nucleotide messenger RNA. RefSeq lists its product as uncharacterized. Lineage: Eukaryota; Fungi; Basidiomycota; Agaricomycetes; Agaricales; Hydnangiaceae. The record is from RefSeq and is a predicted model, not a curated record. The transcript is spliced from 7 exons. The coding region runs from base 1 to 897 and encodes 298 amino acids.
AUGCCUUCUCGUCGCUCUAAUUCAAGAGAAAGGUCGCGGGAUAGAUCAAGGGACCGCUCAAGGUCUCCGGAAAGACGUGUCCAACUUCCAAAUUCUGCGUUGCCCAUCACAGAGGCUGACUAUUUCCAAAAAAGUGACGAGUUCAGAUUGUGGUUGAAGAAUGAGAAGGGAAAAUAUUUUGACGGCCUAUCUGGAGAGAGAGCGAGAAAUUAUUUCCGGAAGUUCGUAAAGGCAUGGAAUAGGGGGAAUCUUUCCAAGAACUACUACGUCGGCAUUGACCCCAUGUCAAUACCAGCGACGACAAACACGGCUUACAAGUGGUCUUUUGCUUCCAAAAGAAAUCGGGCAGAUGAUGAUGCUCUCCAAGCUGCUCGGGAGCAAGUAAGCUCUGCAACUUAUGGUCGAGAAAUCUCGUCGCACGAAUUGGGAUCGAGUUCACGAGCGAGCGGUUCGAGUCGGGUCAAAGGUCCGACUUUGCCAUCUGCUUCCGAUCUGACGCUCGCUCGGGAGAUGAACGCGGAACAACAGGACGAAAUGAGGGCUUAUAAACGGAAACGGGAUAAAGCUGAGGCUAAAGAGCGAGUUGAGGAUGCGGUAGGGCCUAAAGAGGUUGGAAGGGAGGGUAUGCUUGAGAAGAAACGAGCAAAGAGGGAAAAUGAUCGGGCUUUUAGGGAGAGGGGGGACGAUGGGCUAGAGCUUGAUGAAUCAACUUUGCUGGGUGGAGGUGACAGCUUCAAGGAUCAGAUUGCAAAGAGGGAUGCGGCAAGGAAACGCUUUGAAAACAAGAAAGGAGAUGAGAGGGAAGCAGCAACACGAGAACGAGCCAAUGUCUUCAAAGAGAAGGAGAAGGCAACGAUGGACAUGUUCCAGCAGCUCGCGAAGCAGAGAUUUGGUUGA